AUUUCCUGUAUAUUGGGCAUCCUGUGAAUGGUCGGGACUCGGUUACAUCACUGAUUCUGAUUACCAAAAUCGUGGAGAGAAAAGAGAGAAAGGAAAGAGGGAAAUCGCGCAAAAACCUAAGAAAAAGCUCGAAGAAACUCCAUGAUUUGAACAUGGAACAAAGAUUUCGUACUUUAAUUUGACAAAGUCGAGAAAAAUCCCAUUCUUCUUUUUUUUUCCAGUGAAUGGGUAGAUGGAGAGCAGCUGCUCCGCUUCUCUUCAACCACUUGGCCAAGACACCCUUCCCUUCUCAUAAAUUCCUUACCCGUUCUCUCCCUCUCAAGGGACGACCAAAACCUCUUUGUCUACCCCCUUCUCUAAACCUACCUCUUCGUUUUCUCUUUACAAGACCAUUCUCCGCAAUCCCAUCUCAAGUUUCAGUUUAUACCAGCGAUUCUGAGCAUGGGUCGCCUGAUUUUUUCCACCAAAAUUAUGGAUUUGUUUCCCAAGAAGAAGAAGAGGAAACUGGCAAGAUUCCGAUCAAAGCUUAUUUCCUUUGCACCAGUAUCGAUUUGAAGAGUAUGCAAGCUGAGAAUUUAAGCAACAUUGUCCCUCCUUCUUCUCGUUCAUCAAAUUAUAUUGCCCUCAGAUAUUGUGAUUUCCCUCCAGAUAUUACUGCAUUUGGAAUGAAGGACAAAGUCAGCAGCUGUCGUUACAUGGUCGUUUUUCAGUAUGGGUCUGCUGUCUUGUUUAACAUUGAGGACCAUGAAGUUGAGAGCUACCUUGAAAUAGUUCGGAGACAUGGUUCUGGAUUGCUUCCAGAAAUGAGGAGAGAUGAUUAUGCUGUCAAAGAGCAGCCACAGUUGGCUAAGGAUAUGCAGGGAGGACCAGACUAUGUUGUUCUCAAAACUUUAGACACUGACAGUAUCCGCAUUAUUGGAAGUGUUCUUGGUCAAAGCAUUGCAUUGGAUUAUUUUGUUUCACAGGUUGAUGGUAUGGUUGAAGAGUUUGCCGGUAUAAAUCGUGCAAUGGAAAAGACUGGAACUUUCACAAUGGAUAGGACAAAGCUCAUUAAACUUGUUGGGAAGGCUAAUUCAAAUUUGGCCGAUGUAAUUCUUAAAGUUGGUCUUUUUGAGAGAUCAGAAAUUGCUUGGAGAGAAGCAAAAUAUGCUCAAAUAUAUGAGUAUCUUCGGGAGGAGUAUGAGGUUACACAACGCUUUGGGAAUCUGGAUUUCAAGCUAAAAUUUGUGGAGCAUAAUAUUCAUUUCCUUCAAGAAGUUAUCCAAAAUAGAAGGUCAGAUCUCUUGGAAUGGUGUAUCAUUUUCUUGUUGACUAUUGAGAACGUAAUAGCGAUAUAUGAGAUUGUCCGUGAAUCAACUGGAGUUUCUCUUUGAUUUGGUUAGCAGAUGAGGAAGUUAGGAUAGACAGAUUGGUUACAGUAGCAAAAAUCAAGCAAUUUAUAACAGAAAAACAAAAGAAAUAUCAAUUUAACAUCAUGUAUUCUUUCUCCACCAAUUUUGAAAUAUCAAUUAUUUGUAAUAAUUCAUCUGUCACUGUGCUACCAAGAGACAGUUUCUGGUUUAUAUUCAAUAAAUAGUAACUUGGUUUAUGUAUCAGCAAAUCUUUGUAUUUUUUGGCUAAAGUGCAUCAGAAACUGAAAGCUUAUAGCUUUUGAAUUUA
This is a messenger RNA of Theobroma cacao (cacao), 1659 nucleotides long. It is a transcript of the gene RRG, whose product is annotated as sporulation protein (DUF155). The record is from RefSeq and is a predicted model, not a curated record. NCBI's taxonomy places the organism in Eukaryota, Viridiplantae, Streptophyta, Magnoliopsida, Malvales, Malvaceae.